Dimorphilus gyrociliatus is the source of this 2301-nucleotide messenger RNA. The record is from the annotation of a GenBank genome assembly. NCBI's taxonomy places the organism in Eukaryota, Metazoa, Annelida, Polychaeta, Dinophilidae.
UGACAUUUUAUUAAAAGUAAAAUUAUAAAAAAAAACUAAAAACUGCAACACUAACAGUAAAUAUUAAAAACGUUCAAAUGUACAAAAUGUGCUACUAAUCACAUUAUAAAAAGACUAAAGCAAGACAUAACAAUAAAAACAGCUGUUGUACCCCGAUUUUUAUGUCAACAUCCGGAUAAUUUAACUUCGCUUCCAGGCUUGAAUAGUAUUUUUCCCUUUAAAACAAAAAAAACGACAAAUCUUUUAAAUCGUUUAUUUUCUUAGAAAAAAGAAACAAAGCCUAUUAUAUUAAUAUCUUUUUAUAUAUAAAUGUAUACUAUAUAUAUAAAAACAUUUAAGUUUCUUGAUUACUUGACUAUGUACACAAGUAAGGUUUUUUUUCCUUGACAAUUGAGGAAGUAAUAGCUCCUAAAUUAGAAAUAACAUACAAAAUAUAAAGUACAAUCUAUAAAUAUUCUAAUAUGUUGUAAACAGGUAAUAGGUAUCGCUUUCUACGAGACUAAACUGAACAUAUACAUCCAUACACACUGUAUCUAUUAGCUACUAGUCGCUUAUGAAUGUCUAUCAUAUUUUUAAGUGAUAAAAUAAGAGAAAGGAAGAAAUUAAUUACAUUGCAGGAGGAUUGUAAAUUAUUAACAAUAAAAUAGGUGUGAAAGAGCUUUUAGUUAAAAUAACUAGCAAUAAACACUUUGUAGAUUUAUAGCUUUUCAAUACAUUUAUUCGGACUCUAUGUAUACAAUAUAUGCAGCUAUAAUUUAUCUAAGGGAGUAUUGAUCUAUCAUUUUAUUAAACCCAACCAGUUGGCGUCGAAGAGACACGAACGGAAUCAAUAUGAGCUAAAUGAAAAGACGGCUUUCAUUCAAACUCGUACAGUUAGCUUUGUAUAGCAAGAUAAUCCUUAUUGAACGAGUUUGCAUAGCUACAAGCCAAAAUAUAAAGGAUACUGUUAUGGUAAGUAAUAUUUCUCUUAUCUUUCACGAUUUCCGAUAGUAUUAAGCGUCUAAAAAGAAUCUUAGCCCUUAGUCUUUAUCAAAUUUCUUCAAGCUGGCGGUUUGUCCAUAAAUUCUUACUUAUAUUGGCGUUUUUUCAAAGAUUUUACAUUCUUACGUCCGAUUAAAGACUUACCUACUUAUCUUAAAUCAUUUAAUACGUUGUAAUUAUCUCUUUUUGAGCAUGUAGUAUCAAGUGCUCUUUAUUUUAAAUUUGGCCUUUUGUUUUCUGACUUGUGAUUACAUUUACUAAUCAUAGUUCACAUGAGUACCGAGGACGAAAUACCCGCUCCUACAGCAGAACAACUACAGCCGGAAGUUAUAGCAGAAAUUCAAGAGGUUUUCUCCUUCUUCGAUAAAGAUGGAGAUGGAUGUAUAACGACGAGGGAGUUGGGUCCCGUAUUAAGAUCUCUAGGUCACAAUCCUGCCGAUAGUGAAAUUAAUAGACUUUUAGAGGAAUUCGACGAAGAUGGCAGUGGUACUUUAGAUUUUACUGAAUUUCUAACGCUAAUGGUUCGAGUACCAAAGGAGGAAGGUACUCAAGGUCUAACUGAGGAAGCAUUUCAAGUAUUCGAUAAAGAGAACAAUGGUCAAAUAUCCGUAGCAGAAUUACGUCAUAUAAUGACAAAUAUGGGAGAGAAAUUAACAGACGAAGAAGUAGACGAAAUGAUUGAAUUUGCAGAACCAGACAAUAAUGGAGAAAUUAAUUAUAUAGAAUUUAUUAAGAAUAUGCUGGCAGACAGUAAAUAAAGAAUAUAAAUAAUUUCCAUUGAAAGUGAUAUAUGUAAACAUAAAGACAUUGUCAUAAGGCCAAUACUAUUGAAUAUCUUAGGAAAAGAGAAGGAGAAAGCAGGACAUCUCUGUAGUUGUUUUUUCCUUUUUUUUAUUUUGAUUUUUUUUUUAUUUUGAUUUUAUAUAUUAAAAAACGUUCUUAGUUUUAUUCAAGAACACAAUCAAUUUAUGCUAUUCUGUCGUAUCUGGUAUACUAUUUAUGCUUUUAAUUAUUCUUUUCUUACUUGGGUAUAACCUGUAUUUACGAAAGAUGUACUGUAUUUUCAGUAUAUGUAUAUAUAUAUAUUAGUAUAUAUGUUAAUAAAUCAAUCAGUCUAUCUUUAUAUAGACUAAAUAUGAUUUAUCUCUUCAUUAAAUCGUUGAUAUGUUUAAAAAGACCAAUCCUUGACAUAGUUUAUUUGCUACAAAAAAUAUAAUCAGGAUUUUUGUUGCUCUAUAAACCGGUAGAUGGCGUUAAGUAUUGUUUUCUAAAAACUUUUUAUAAAGUUGAAUUGAGAAAACAUUUGUUGUCAUUUUUAUC